Messenger RNA from Miscanthus lutarioriparius, 1239 nucleotides. The record is from the annotation of a GenBank genome assembly. NCBI's taxonomy places the organism in Eukaryota, Viridiplantae, Streptophyta, Magnoliopsida, Poales, Poaceae.
AUGGCGCUGUCCGCCGCCUGCUCCAUGGCCUCCGUCUCCCGGGCCCUCCGCCCGCGGCCGCGCGCCGCCGCCUGCUCGGCUGCUCGUCUCGGGUGCGGAUUGGGGAUUGCCUGCUCGAUGCCAAGUCACGGAAUGGGGAACGACAAACACGAGCUGGGAUUGGCCGUUGCGUCUGCACCAGCUGCUACUAUCACCCCGGUUCUCAGGAGCCGACAAAUUUUGUGCAAGGCUGAAGCUAACGUAUCUAGUAAUCUUCCGGAUAGCUUGCCUACUGGAGUAAGCCAGUAUGAAAAAAUUGUUGAGCUGCUCACCACUCUUUUCCCUGUCUGGGUUAUACUAGGUACUAUCAUUGGCAUCUACAAACCAUCUAUGGUUACCUGGUUGGAGACCGACCUUUUUACUAUGGGCUUAGGAUUCCUAAUGCUGUCGAUGGGACUAACGUUGACAUUUGAAGAUUUUAGGAGAUGCAUGAGGAAUCCAUGGACAGUUGGUGUGGGGUUUCUUGCGCAGUAUUUGAUCAAACCUAUGCUUGGAUUUUCUAUUGCAUUGGCCUUGAAGCUAUCAGCUCCUCUUGCAACUGGUCUUAUCUUGGUCUCAUGUUGCCCUGGUGGACAAGCAUCAAAUGUUGCAACUUAUAUAUCCAAGGGAAAUGUUGCGCUUUCAGUUCUUAUGACCACUUGUUCAACUAUUGGUGCUAUAGUGAUGACGCCCCUCCUGACUAAACUCCUUGCUGGUCAACUAGUUCCUGUUGAUGCAGCAGGAUUGGCCAUCAGUACUUUCCAGGUUGUUUUGGUGCCGACUGUUGUUGGAGUAUUGGCCCAUGAAUAUUUUCCUAAAUUUACUGAGCGCAUUAUCACUGUAACACCCCUGUUUGGUGUCCUCCUCACCACUUUGCUUUGCGCGAGCCCUAUUGGACAAGUCGCAGAAGUGUUGAAAACUCAAGGUGGUCAACUUUUUAUCCCUGUUGCUCUGCUUCAUGUUGCUGCAUUUGCUCUUGGGUACUGGUUAUCGAGAUUAUCUACCUUUGGGGAAUCAACCUCUAGGACCAUCUCAAUUGAAUGUGGGAUGCAGAGUUCUGCACUUGGAUUUUUACUUGCUCAAAAGCAUUUCACAAAUCCACUCGUUGCUAUUCCUUCAGCUGUCAGCGUUGUGUGCAUGGCUCUUGGAGGGAGUGCACUUGCAGUUUACUGGAGAAACAAAGGGCUUCCAGCGAAUGACAAAGAUGAUUUCAAGGAGUAA